UGCUGGGAUCGCUAACCCUCCCGCCUGGUCUUCCAGCUUCCCGGCGUGCCCCGCGCCCAGCUGAAUGGGGGCAGUCACAAGAUGGCGGCGAACGCAAACUCUGCCGGUGGCGGCGGCGGUAGCCUCCCACUCUUUGACUGCCCGACCUGGGCAGGAAAGCCUCCACCAGGGUUGCACUUGGAUGUAGUCAAAGGAGAUAAACUUAUUGAGAAACUGAUCAUCGAUGAGAAGAAAUACUAUCUCUUUGGGAGAAACCCCGACCUGUGCGACUUCACCAUAGAUCACCAGUCAUGCUCUCGGGUCCAUGCUGCUUUGGUCUACCAUAAACAUCUAAAGAGAGUUUUUCUUAUAGACCUGAACAGCAUAUUUGUUGCUUUUCUUCUCCUCCUUAUUCUAAAAUGCAUAGCACAUGGCACGUUUUUGGGCCAUAUUCGUUUGGAGCCUCAUAAGCCGCAACAGAUUCCCAUUGACUCCACGGUUUCCUUUGGCGCCUCCACACGGGCCUACACCUUGAGAGAAAAGCCUCAGACAUUGCCCUCGGCAGUGAAAGGAGAUGAGAAGAUGACCAGUGAAGACGAUGAACUCAAGGGCUUGCUUGGUCUGCCAGAGGAAGAAACAGAGUUAGAUAACCUGACAGAGUUCAAUACGGCCCAUAACAAGAGGAUUUCCACAUUGACAAUAGAAGAAGGGAAUUUGGAUAUCCAGAGACCAAAAAGAAAACGAAAGAACUCAAGAGUAACAUUCAGCGAUGACGAUGAAAUCAUUAAUCCAGAGGACGUCGACCCUUCCGUUGGCCGUUUCAGAAACAUGGUACAGACUGCAGUAGUUCCAGUGAAGAAGCGGAUGGACAAUUCUGGCUCCCUGACUGUGGAUGAGGCUGCAACACGUCGCAUGCAGAACUUUCCCUACAGUGGAGGACUGUAUGGAGGCCUGCCUCCCACCCACAAUGAGGCAGGCGCCCAGACCCACACCAUUCACGGCACAGCGCUCAUUGGGGGGUUACCAAUGCCCUAUCCUAAUCUUGCCCCAGAUGUGGACUUGACUCCGGUUGCCCCCUCCACUGUUGCCAUGAACCCAGCUCCCAAUCCUGCUGUCUUUAAUCCCGAAGUUGUGAAUGAGCCCAAGAAAAAGAAAUACGCAAAAGAAGCUUGGCCGGGCAAGAAGCCGACCCCUUCUCUCUUGAUCUGAAGAGCCAAUCUGAGUCUGUUCCGGGAGGCAGGAGCCAGAAGCCAGGCGGGGAAGGGGGAACUGUACAAGUGCAGCCACAACUCUCAGACUUGGGGUCAUAGCCAGAUUUGGGGGGGUGGGGAGGGUUUUUGACUCCCUUACACAACCAACCUUCAGAAGAGUUCAAUAGGCGUCUAAGAAAUGAAAUGCAAAAAUAUAUCUCUCACUGCCUGUGGAACCACAUCGCCUGGCAGGUUCUUUUUCAUUUACCCAGACAUUACAGUGGCCCAGUUACUUUGAUUCUGGCAUUAUUCGUGCAUUUAAGGGACACUUUCCUUGUGUAUAUGUUGCAGCUGUAGAAAUGGCAGGUGGUUUGCUGCUGAUAGUGUCCCGGUUCUUUUUCUUUUUCUUUUUUCUUUUUUUUUGGGGGGGGGUGUCAGCUGGUCUCAAAGGAAACCCCAGGCCCCAGCAGAAUUUCUUGACCCUUCCAUAGUGUUUUGACAAGCACAUCAGCAAUCGUUUUAAUUUAAGUCAAAUACCAUGUGUUGCUUUUGUAUCUCAGGAUUAUGAAGUGCUUUUAGUCUAGGUAGAAUCCUCUGCACUUAUGAGGUAAACUACCAUCAAUUGCUUUUAUGACUGCAAACCAAAUGAAAUGGUCAUGGAAUUAAUUGCUUUUUGACAUUCUUGAUUGGAACCACUGAGAAGAUUAUGACCAUUUGAGAUUUAGUAAAGCUGCAUUUAGUAAAAAAAAAAUUUAUGACCAGUCCUUAACAGAACAAGAAUUACCCAAUAGCCACAUUUACCUAUGUUGAUGGACCAGGGAGUAAAACAUUCAGCAAUAAUCUUGUAUGAUUUUAGGGUAGCAUAUUAAGAUUAAUGCUAUUUCUUCAAGCAGUUCCUUAAUGGGGUAACUCUGAAGUUGAGCCCAAGAAUGGUCAGCCAGUUCUCACAUCAAACUGCACAUUUUUAAAUCAUUGCUUAAACUCGGCUCCAUCAUUCUGCAGUUUGUUAAAAAUAUUCAUUUCUGUUCCAAAUAUUUGGAGCAAAACUUUACUAUUGAUUUCAAUGUAUGGACAGUGUAUCCCCAAAUAGCUAUGAAAUUGGAGGUAUAUUGUCCCAUAUGAUGUUCUAGACUCUCAAGACUGCAAGCUAGUGAUCAUCACUGUUCUUGAUUCUGGAUAUUUAGGGGCACUUCACAUUCCUUUGUAGCACAACAGUGGGCAGGUAUCAUAUCAUAUGUUCAAGCACUUGGUCCAGUAGAUUUCAUCCAUGACUUACUUUCUCCAAUUAAAAUUGGUGAUGUUUAUUAAACUUGAAUGAGCCAAGAUAGAAGAUGAUUGUCAUUUGGAAACUUUGCAGUUAUCCAAAACUACACCUCCCCACAAAAGUAUUAUAUCAAAUAACUUACCAGUAACCUUUGGGGCCAAAUAGUUCCUUGUAUUAGUUGCCUCUGACCAACCUCAACUGCUCCCCCUGUGGUAUAUUGGAUUAUAUCAUAUUGGAGUCUAUAGUAGAUGGAUACUUCUAAACUAUCUGGUUUUUGGUUUCAUUUUAUAUGGUAGGCCUCUUUAAAAAAUGCAAUUUAAAAAAAUUAUGUUAGGUAACAUAAUUCUCGGAAGAAAUUGCUAAUGACUAAUGAACUGUGUCCUGUACUCCAAAUCCUCUCUCAUUUCAUUUGCAGUUUUAUCUCUCUGGAUUAUUAAUUUUCCCAAGGCUGUGGAAUGAUUCUUUAAUUUGUGUUCAAGAUGUGAUGAAUUUAAAACACUUGAACUUUUCCUUGCUUGAUCUGAAAGUAAGAUUUAAGAAAAAAGUAGUUGGUUCUUGCAAAAUACAUCUCCUGGGAAUUUACUAUGUGGUAGCGUUGGCCCUGACCUCCCUGGGAUAGUCUGAACUUGUCUUUUCAGUUCUUUGAAGCCAAGCUUGGCUGAAAUUGGGGCAGGGAGGGGACGGAAUUAAGUGUGUGGGGCUCUGUACAGCCAUUUGUACAUUUGUGUAAUAGGCCUUUUCACACUGUUGAGCUUUUUAUCUGUAACCUUUAUUACACUGUAAAUUAAAUGAUUGUUUUGCCAAAUGGAGAGUUUAAUGUGUAUUCCCAGAUUUCACGGUAAAAAUUACCCUACCUAAUUUCCACUCCAUCCUAUUUAAUUUUUUUUUAACCUUGCUCUCUUUUUUAACGAGAAUGUUCAAAGUGGUAUACAAUGUUUUUAAAAUCAUAAAAUGAAUACGAAAGUUUCGUGGGACGACAGUAUGUUGUGCUAAUGCUUCUACGAAGCUUUCAAGUGGAAUGUAAUGGCGCUAUUCCCAUGCUUUUCGUCACUGAUAUUGAAUGCAUACAGGUAGUCCUUGUUUAACAACUGUUCAGUUACUACGUGAUGAAUAAGUAACUUUACAACCAAUUCUUGCAUUUACAGAUGUGUAGAACAAAGAAAAGCUGAAGUAGGACCAUAGGCAGUCAUGGUUUCACUUAGUGCUUGCUUCACCUAGUGAUUGAGUUACCAGUUGCAAUUGUGGUCACUAAAUGAGAACUACCUUUAUUAAUUCUGAGGACUACCUUUAUUAAUUCUGCUUAAAGCCAUUAGGCAAGAAUGCUCCAACACAGGAAAUUUCUAAGAAAAUGUUGGAUAACCAUCUGUCUGAGAUGGUGUAGGGUUUACUGCCUGGGCAGGGGGUUGGAUUAAAGGCCUCCAAGGUCCCUUCCAACUCUGUUGUUAUUAUUAUUAUUAAGACUGAGGUAACUCCGUGGCUGCCUUUAAAUUACAUUGACGGCACUCACUAUUCUGGAGGGUAGUGAAUUCAUUUAAUCUAUGUUGUGUAAAAAUGGUAUCUUCCCUCCACGUUUAGCCUCAGGAUUAUAAAAGUACAGUAGCCACCUUUUUAGUAACAUGAUGAAUUUAUACUUCUCUCUCCUGUCCACUUACGUUUUUUCUCAACUAGAGUACUAAUUCUGUUGUUCCUUGGGGGGAAAAAGCAGUUACAUUCC
Messenger RNA from Ahaetulla prasina, 4147 nucleotides. RefSeq names its product protein phosphatase 1 regulatory subunit 8 (gene PPP1R8). The record is from RefSeq and is a predicted model, not a curated record. Gene Ontology annotation, molecular function: mRNA binding; protein serine/threonine phosphatase inhibitor activity; protein binding. The transcript is spliced from 7 exons. Gene Ontology annotation, cellular component: nuclear speck. Bases 82 to 1188 code for a protein of 368 amino acids. Lineage: Eukaryota; Metazoa; Chordata; Lepidosauria; Squamata; Colubridae.